AUGGAGGUGGAUCCUGCCAAUGUAAGGGCGAUCGAAUUCAAUGCUUUGCUGGAAGCGGAGAAGGUUGCUGAAGCUACAAAACAAGCUAUCAAACGUAAGAUUGCACAGGCUGCUUCUGUUGACUUUCAAUCUCGGAGUUUACCAGCAAAGCUUAAAAUAGCUUCUGAUGACCCUGAGGAUGUCAAGCCACAUUUAUUUGAGUUUUUGGAUGGAGAUAUUGUUAGUUGGAUUGAAAAGAACUUGCGGCAACCCCGGUAUUACCCUCUUGUGGAAGACGACUGGGAUCUUUAUUUCGGCUCAAUGAUGUGGUGUAUUUGGACCAGACGAAAUAGGAUCAUUUUUAUAUGGAGUUUGUGGAGAAUGGGAGUAUAUUGCAGUGAUUCGCUCGACUCAUUAAUGAAGUAUGUGUGGCGUUGGCAAGAAGACAGCAAUGGCGGUUUGAUUGGUUGCAGAAGGAGAGUUGAAGUGCUAAGUGUCAGGCUCCGACUGUUGGUUGGAUGCAGCUUGAUACGGAUGGUUCGCGGAAUACUACAACGGGUCUCACGACUUGUGGAGGAGUCUUGUGCAAUCAUUUGGGGGAUGGCUUAUCGGCUUUUCAAAGUGUAUAGCUAUUGCUCGGUGUUUGAUAAAGAGCUAUGGGGAAUUUACAUGGGUUUGUGUGUGGCUUGGGAUAGGAACUACCGAAGGAUUAUUGUUGAGAGUGAUAACAAGGAGGUAAUUACUUUGCUCCAUAGUAAGAUUGAGGUAGGGAGGUUUUCCCCAGUGUUAUUGCAUAUCCGAGCACUAAUUAGCAGGGAAUGGCAACUGAGUUAUCAGUUUGUUCCAAGGGAAGGUAAUAAAGUUGCGCAUGGUUCAACUAAACUGGCUUGGUCUUCAUUGGCGGCCCUUGCGUUACAUGAAGAAGUGCCCGACGAACUCUGGCUUGAAAUCGAGGAAGAUUCUCGUGGAAUAGUCUAA
Hibiscus syriacus is the source of this 957-nucleotide messenger RNA. RefSeq lists its product as uncharacterized. Gene Ontology annotation, molecular function: RNA-DNA hybrid ribonuclease activity; nucleic acid binding. The transcript is spliced from 2 exons. Lineage: Eukaryota; Viridiplantae; Streptophyta; Magnoliopsida; Malvales; Malvaceae. The record is from RefSeq and is a predicted model, not a curated record. The coding region runs from base 1 to 957 and encodes 318 amino acids.